This is a messenger RNA of Emericellopsis cladophorae, 1329 nucleotides long. RefSeq lists its product as uncharacterized. The transcript has 6 exons. The coding region runs from base 1 to 1329 and encodes 442 amino acids. Gene Ontology annotation, molecular function: RNA polymerase II transcription regulatory region sequence-specific DNA binding; DNA-binding transcription factor activity, RNA polymerase II-specific. The record is from RefSeq and is a predicted model, not a curated record. NCBI's taxonomy places the organism in Eukaryota, Fungi, Ascomycota, Sordariomycetes, Hypocreales, Bionectriaceae. Gene Ontology annotation, biological process: regulation of transcription by RNA polymerase II.
AUGUCGAAUCCAUUCAACAUCUCCUCGUCGACGCACACAGAUUGGGUAGACACCUUACCAUAUCCAUUACAACAUGGAUCUCCUACCACGGGGACCCUGACCAAACCGGAGCCAGAACAGAACUACGACAGUAGAGCGCAAAGCCCGGUCUCAACGUGCAAGCAAGACGAGGUGGAGUCAUCGAUGCAUGUAAACCGGUUCUCGGAGGCACAUAUUCCUCAAGCACUGAACGAAGCUCCCACGGCGCACACGUUGCGUCAGAGCAUGGCACAGGAGUACAGUGUAGACCCGGACAUUGCACAAGAGCAUGGAAAUACAGGCUUUGUACAUGGUGACGGCGUCGCCAGUACGCCUCGGGGUCAUGGAUCUAUUCGAUGCGAGGAAUCCUUCAUGGAUUUCAAGGCCGAGGACGAAGACGAUGGCAUGGAGGAGGAUGAAGACGGCUGUGCCGAACCGCUCGGCCGCCCCAUGACAGCUGCUGAAAGAAGCGCUGCUAGGAGGAAGAUGAAGCGUUUUCGGCUUACACAUCAACAAACUAGGUUCUUGAUGAAUGAGUUUAUCAAACAGCCUCACCCAGAUGCUGCGCACCGAGACAUGCUCUCCAGGGAGAUACCAGGCCUUAGCCCCCGUCAGGUGCAAGUUUGGUUCCAGAACAGGCGUGCGAAAAUAAAGCGACUCAGUGCUGAGGACAGGGACCGAGUGAUCAAGAUGAGAGCUGUCCCCGAGGGCUUCAACAGUGCACAGGCACUCCACUCUCCGUACGGUGCAGUCCAAGGCCUUGCACCAAAUCUGACUCCGACCAGCAUGGGAGGCCAGCAGACGGGCAACCAUAUGAACAGGCCUCUGAUGGUGGAUGUCCAGAGACCCCAGGCAGAUACGAAUGUCUCGCCUACAGGACCCCCGCCCGCAUUUGACACGACUGGGUUCCGCGCUUCCAGUGGCACCAACGAUGAUUUGGACAGUCCCUUGCAAUAUCCCGAAUGGAAGGUCGGGGCGCAUGAAGGAGGCACGUCAGAACGCCAACAUGCCCACUACUCGGUGGGCGGCGAUACUCAAAGCUCUGAACACUAUGCGAACGACAGCUACUCCGUCCGAGCGUUUGCGAUGAACAACAACAUUGCAUACGCGCCUAAAGACAUGGCGUCUUCGGAUCGACCUCGACUACGGGCCACCUCUGCGACAUUCCCUCUGCAUCUCGACCUCGAGGACCAAUAUCGGUCACAGAGCAACCAACCGAGGGCCUCGCACCAUCUCGGUGUCUCGUUAUCGGAUCCUUCGACGCAAUACACGAAUCCAAAUAGCCGCACCAAGACCCCCGCGGACUUCUGA